Drosophila sechellia is the source of this 1122-nucleotide messenger RNA. Its product is annotated as MIT domain-containing protein 1. The coding region runs from base 225 to 1028 and encodes 267 amino acids. The transcript has a single exon. The record is from RefSeq and is a predicted model, not a curated record. Lineage: Eukaryota; Metazoa; Arthropoda; Insecta; Diptera; Drosophilidae.
ACUGGAAGACAUAGGUAGUCAAAGUUGCGCCAAAUAGGAUUAGAUGUGUGUACCAUGUUAAGUGUCUGGUUUGGGAAAGUUUUCUGUUAUCAAUGUGAAGCAAGAGUCAUUUUUCAGAGCUCUCCCAAAUAUUUCCGGUGUCAAUAUAAGCAAUAAACAUUCAGAAAAAAAAAACCUAAGUCGAAAUUUUCUGUAUAGUCAGCCAAUUUCUUUCGAUCCGAGCAAUGACAACCAGUCCCAACGUAGCAGAAGUGGAUGAUGGGGAGCUGCCGAAACUGGAGGCGAUAAUCAGCGCGCUGAAGUGCGAGCAGACGGGUCACAUUAUGGAGGCGAUACUGCUCUACGAGGAGAGCAUCUUCAAGCUGUCCCAGAUGGCCGAUGCGGAGCCGUGUCGCCGCCAGCUGUGUGGGAAGUACUUGAAGAUGUACGAGGCGCGGGCCAAACAGCUGAGGGAUCAGGUCAAAGGUCACUUGCACACCAGCAGGAUGCUGGAUCACAUCACCAUCGAGCAGGGUGCCAGGGGCAGAAGCUACCAGCGGCUGUUUGGUCCGUACUUGGACGAUGCGGUACGGGAAGCCCAUCUCAACGAGCCACACCUCACGGAGCUGCCACACUUUAGAAAUUUGCUCAACUUUUUGGAGGUGCUGGUCAAGAACUGUCGCUAUCUAAAGUACAUUCGCCUCACUACGCGUCCAGAUGCGGCGGCGCCCAAGAAUCAGUUGCAGAUGCUGCAGCAAAUGCAGAGCGACCUGGCCGGUGGCAACAUCCAGAUGAAUUUCCAGAUGGACGACAGUCUGCACGAUCGCAAGAUCGUGCUUAGCUCGGGAGUGGUCAUUAAAAUUGGCCGUGGCCUUCACUACUUCGAGCCCAUGGAGGGCUCUUACAGUCUGGGUCUGUGCGAUUUCGAUUUUCGCAAGUGCCUGGCCACCGAGGUGGACAUCUGGAAGUGUCGUCCUUUUGCGAGGCGCCUUAAGGAUUCACAGGAGGGCGCGGAUCGACCGGAGGCACAUGCCUACUCCAGCGAUUAACAAAAAGUGAGAGUGUGUUUCCACACAGUCGAUGGAAAUAGGGUCAGCCGUCUUAUCAAAGCAGUAUUAGGAAUUCAAUAAAACCAGCAGGCUG